This is a messenger RNA of Xenopus laevis (African clawed frog), 2242 nucleotides long. It is a transcript of the gene asb11.L, whose product is annotated as ankyrin repeat and SOCS box containing 11 L homeolog. The record is from RefSeq and is a predicted model, not a curated record. The transcript is spliced from 7 exons. Bases 448 to 1416 code for a protein of 322 amino acids. Gene Ontology annotation, biological process: positive regulation of protein catabolic process; protein ubiquitination; intracellular signal transduction. Gene Ontology annotation, cellular component: endoplasmic reticulum. Lineage: Eukaryota; Metazoa; Chordata; Amphibia; Anura; Pipidae.
AAAAGGGACUGUCCCUCUAAAAACGGGAUAGUUGGGAGGUAUGCAUAGUGUUGCUUGGCGGAUGUUGGCUCGCAAGCACCCUGUGGGAAUUGCUGUAGUGCGAAUUCCAUUAUUUUCAAUAGGGCUUCAUUUUGUGUGUAUUUACGAUCUGCUGCACGUUUUUAAAAAAGCAAAGUACAAACGCCACGUGUGACCUCGCCCCUUACUUUAUAAUAUAGUUUCCCUUUAAAGUGAGCUACCCCUUUAACUAUACAUUCACUGUUCUGUUAAUACCCCGCUACGCCUAUGGAAACAAGCAGUGCGUCCAAAGCCUGAGUGUGGGGAGUCUGUCACUGUCCCAUAAACACUCAAAUGCAGCCGCAGUGGGAAGGCCUAAAAUAGACUUUGUACGAUGCCCAAAAUAGACGGCUCCAGUGAGAGAAGCCACCGGAGAGACGCUCGGCUACAAUGGAGGCCAGUGCCAUCCUGCUAGCUUUCAAUAACAUAUAUAUCGCUAUUUUUGCCCUCUUUUGCUUUAAGCUACUAAUCAAGGUGUCCUUGGCUCUGCUCACACACUUUUAUAUUGUCAGGGGGAACCGGAAGGAAGCAGCCAGGAUAGCCGAGGAGAUCUAUGGCAUAGCUCAAGGUUCUUGGGCAGACAGAUCUCCUCUGCACGAUGCAGCAUUUCACGGGCGCCUUCUUUCUCUCAAAACUUUAAUUGCACAGGGAUUUAAUGUAAACCUUUUGACCAUAGACCGCGUUUCUCCUCUUCAUGAAGCGUGCCUUGGGGGCCACGUAGCCUGUGCUAAAACAUUACUGGAGCAUGGAGCAUAUGUUAAUACAGUGACUAUAGAUGGGAUCACACCCCUGUGCAAUGCCUGCAGCUGUGGAAGUGUUGCCUGUGUCAGUAUGUUAUUGGACUACAGCGCUAACCCAGAGCUAGAGACCCAGCUAGUCUUUCCUCUACAUGAAGCAGUUAAAAGAGGUCACAGGGAAUGUGCAGAGAUUCUGAUUGCCCACGGAGCAGAUGUAGAUAAGGAGUUGCUGAACUGCGGCUCACCCCUUUAUGUGGCCUGUACCAACCAGAGAACUGGAUGUGUCAAGAAGCUCCUUGAGUUAGGAGCAAAUGUGAACUGUGGAAAUUUCCGAGACACCCCCCUGCAUGCGGCAGCUAGGAAGUCAAGUGAAGAAAUUGCAAGGUUGCUGGUUGACUAUGGAGCUAAUGUAAAGUGUAAAAAUACUGAAGGCAAAUACCCGGUGGAGCUCGCAGCACCCAGGAGUCCUGUAGAACAAGUGCUUUUAUUUGCAGAAGGCCCCGCUACGCUGGCUCAGUUAUGCCGACUUUGCGUACGAAACUAUCUGGGAUCUUCCUGCCUCCAGAUAAUUCCCCAGCUGCAUUUACCGGAGAGACUAGAGCAAUUCCUUUUAUACCGGUAGUUCUUUAGGGGCUGAUAUGUCAACUAAGAUGUUGUCUCUUUUGGGCCGGGUCGGAUUCCAUGUAACACUUUCUAGGGGGGGUGUUUGAAUCACACCCUUCAAUAGGUUAGAUGUGAAUUGCACUCAAAGGGGUAGUUCACUUUCACUUUAAUGUUUAUUAUGUUAUAGAAUGUCCUAUUCUUUGUAUGUAGGAGAAGGAGCGGCCAUAUUGUGGCCUCUUGUGAGACAAUUUCCAUAUAAUAGUAAAACCCAGUAUAUCUAUGGGCACUACAUGGAACUGGUUGUACAGAGUAUGCAGAAAAUUCUUACAUAAGGAAGGGAAUGCUUUCUGCAUUAUGGCCUUUAUACAUUUGGUUUAGCCAAUCACAGUGGACAGUGUCAUGCCUAUAAUUUUCUACCAAUGGCAGACGGCUUUUAAGGCCCCACACUUAUUAGUAACCACAAUACCUUACAGCGGACAGGGUAGGAGAUAAUCAAGGGAACGACCAGGGUUAUAACUAUAAGGGGGAGUUGUGAAGGUCCCUAAUCCGAUACAUUUGAUUAUCCACACCGUCACCUAUUCCGUCAUUAGCAUAAAACAAUCAACAAUAUAUAUUUAGAAAAAAGUAUAUUUAGAAAAAAAUAUGCUGGGGAUGUAAACCCAAAAAUAACAUCAUGCCUAAUAAAGGAAAUGUAAUUCUAAACAGCCUUUCCGAUUUAUUGAAAAAUGUUUAAUGGUUUUAAAGAUCACAGCUAGCUAAUGCGCAUUGUUUCAUUAGUCAAAACCAGCAGUGCAGAGAAUACAAGCCACAGUGGCGUAACUAGUUGUUACUGGGCCCCAUAGCAA